This is a messenger RNA of Exaiptasia diaphana, 865 nucleotides long. Its product is annotated as MICOS complex subunit MIC19. Gene Ontology annotation, biological process: inner mitochondrial membrane organization. Gene Ontology annotation, cellular component: MICOS complex. The transcript has 7 exons. The coding region runs from base 58 to 672 and encodes 204 amino acids. The record is from RefSeq and is a predicted model, not a curated record. Lineage: Eukaryota; Metazoa; Cnidaria; Anthozoa; Actiniaria; Aiptasiidae.
AUGGCGGCUGUGUAAGGUGGAAUUUGUCCAGCUUGAUGUCUAUUUUAUACCUACAAAAUGGGCAGUAGUGAGUCAACAAGACGAGUGACAGUGGAAAGAGAUGCAGAAAGUGAAAGUGUAGGCGUCGUAAGAGUUUCAGAACGUGUAGUUCGACGUUUACAAGGAAAGAAAGAUCUUCCAUUACAAAGCAACGAAAACUUGACCCCAGAGGAAAUCAAUAAAUUAUGGCGAGAGUUGCAGAGUGAAAAAGCCCAUCUUGAAGCUCAGAGGCAUAAACUGGAAGGACUUCUACAACAGGCAUUUGAAGAGGGAAGAGGAUCUGUUGCAAAUAGUGAAUUCAGUGAAAAUGUCAACACAGAGGAACUAGGCAGACUAAAAGAGGCCUACACACUUAAAGAAAAUCAACUAAUUAGUGAAAUAGAAAAUCUAAAACAACAGAAUGCUAAUAUAGAUGCUCUUUGUGAAAAGGAAUUCAAUGCAGCAGUGAAUGAAGUUCAAGAAAAAUUUAGACAAAAUCAUAGACCAGCAGUCUGUUCAAGUUUACAGCAACAAGUUAUUGACUGCUACCAACAGUAUCCCCAACAAACUCUCCGUUGUUCACAAUUUGUAAAGGAUUUUCAGCUAUGUGUACAGAAAUCCAGAUUGGGCUCACUUCAAGAUGCCAAAUACUAAACAAACAUUUUUUUUAAUAUAAAAAAGUAGCAAAACUACUUGUUCAUUGUAGUUAUGACAAGCAAGUUCCUUGAAGAAACAUGACCAUGUCAAUUCCACUGACUGAAAAUUUCUAAUCAUGCAUAGCUGUUGUGUUUUAUUGUCACAAAUUGAAGUCAAGAAAUAAACUAAUUGUCCAGAAAAGACUGUUUAA